Molecule: messenger RNA, 960 nt
Organism: Aspergillus wentii DTO 134E9
Lineage: Eukaryota; Fungi; Ascomycota; Eurotiomycetes; Eurotiales; Aspergillaceae
Exons: 4
Coding region: 1-960 (319 amino acids)
Biological process (GO): protein folding in endoplasmic reticulum
Cellular component (GO): EMC complex
Molecular function (GO): protein binding
Source: RefSeq, a predicted model, not a curated record
AUGCAUGGAUCUCAUGAUAUCCAUAGCUCGGAUUUGAUUGCUACGCUUCGUUUCUCGCAACAAGCAACUAUGAUCCUUGAUCGGCAUCCUGAGACAAGCUCUUUCUUUUUACCUUCAUCUGCCCCAGAGAAUCCUGAAGAAUAUGGGAAAACAGAGCAACUUUUCUUUUCCUCUUUGCAAACUGGAGAUGAUAAAUCAGCGCAACGAUGUCUUGAUCGAUUAACCCAACGCUUCGGCCCUUCAAAUGAAAGAAUUAUGGGAUUACAUGGACUAUACAAAGAAGCCAUCGCGGAGGAUUCCUCAGCCCUGGAAAGAUGUUUACGAGAAUAUGACAAUCAACUUUUGGAAAAUCCAGUCAACUUGCCAGUUCUCAAGCGCCGGGUCGCUCUACUCUGUGCAAUGUCCCGACCCACAGAUGCCAUAACUGCUUUGAUCAAGCUCAUAGAGACCACACCAACAGAUGCAGAGGCUUGGUGUGAGCUUUCAAGUUUAUACCAAUCUCAAGGAAUGUACUCCCAGGCAAUAUUCAGUCUUGAGGAAGUUCUUCUGAUCACACCUAAUGCUUGGAAUAUCCAUGCAUGCCUAGGAGAAUUGUUAUACAUUUGUGCCUCUUCACCGGAGACUCAGGCACCCCACAAGUUGCUAGCGAGGUCAUUGCGUUUCUUCUGUAGAAGCAUCGAGCUUUGUGACAAUUAUUUGCGGGGAUUAUACGGCUUGACAUUAGUUUCAUCGCUUUUGCUCCAGGAUCAACAUUCAAAGUAUCUACCGCAAGAUCACUUGGUUGCACAACCUGAGGAUACCCCCCUUAAAAGUACCAUCCUGGAGCUGAAUGCUGUUGCCGUGAAGAAACUUCACAGAAUUCUUCAGGCACAACCAAUGAAUUAUCAAGGAAGAGAGUACAGCCAGAGCGAGCUCAUUGCAGCGAAAGAGCUUCUUAACCAGUUCCAUGGAUCACACUGA